AUGUCAGACCAGAACCCGGAGUCGACAAAUUGCCAAGAGGGGCGUCCAGAAUGGCAGGAGGAAGGGUUCAGUUCCCAUCAAGAAUGGCAAGACUGGCGAAACGAAUAUCUGGCAACCGAUAAUGCCUACGACACCCAGGCGGAAGACCCAUCCCCUGAUGACAGCGAUGAAGAUGAGGGCUUUGACGAGGAGUUCGUCAGCGAGCAAGGAUCACAGAACGAAGAGGACGACGACGAAGAAUCGGAAAAUGGUGAGCCUGAAGGAAACGUCGAGCCCGAAGACGGCAGCAACCCCGACAAACAUUCCAAGGCUACAGACAACGGCGCGCCUGGAGCAAACAACACUCCGAAUGUCGACGAAGCUGAGCUCACUUCUAUAUACGGCUUCGCGCACGACAAGAACAAAGACUAUGCCCUCGUUGAGCAGUCGGCUCGUGGAGCCCUCAACGCUAUCACCAUAGCCCUGCAAGAUAUCAUUAACAAGAGCCAAGCGCGACAAGGUGAUCCACAGAGUCUUGCGAAAGAGAUCGAGAGCGCCUUUGCCACGACUUUACCUACGUAUCUAAGCGUCCAAGCAGUGCUCCAAGGUGGACAACAAGACGUCAGCGCUUCUCAAGAAAACGAAGACGUGAACAGCGACAAUGAGGAGGAAUUGAAAGAGACUACAACACCACAUCUCGACUAG
This is a messenger RNA of Alternaria metachromatica, 684 nucleotides long. RefSeq lists its product as uncharacterized. The transcript is spliced from 3 exons. NCBI's taxonomy places the organism in Eukaryota, Fungi, Ascomycota, Dothideomycetes, Pleosporales, Pleosporaceae. The coding region runs from base 1 to 684 and encodes 227 amino acids. The record is from RefSeq and is a predicted model, not a curated record.